AUGGCACCCAAGGGACUUGCGAUUCUGAUCGGCGCGGGGCCUAACACGGGCACUGGAAUCGCGCGCAUUCUCUCGUCGCCCUCGCACGGUAACCUAGCCGUUGCGCUGCUGGCGCGGCGUCCCGAAUCGCUCGAAUCGGUCAUCUCCACUGUUCGUAAGACGUCGCCGGACGCUGUGCUCGAGGCUUUUCCGUCGGACACGUCCAAGGCGGCGAUCGAGAAGGCGUUUCGGGACAUCAAGGCGCACAAGAGCUUCGCGGGUCUGAAGGCGGAGGUGGCGGUGUACAGCGUCAAGCACUCGUCCAAGAAGCCGUUUCUCGAGGAGACAAGGGAGGAGUUUGAGGGCAGCUUGGAGGAGUAUGUUGGUGGUGCUUUUACGUUUGCGCAGGAGAGUAUCAAGAGGUUCUAUGCCGAUCAUGGGGAGAAGGCUCUAGCGGAGGGCGGAGAGAAGAAGGGAACACUCAUCUUCACCGGCACACUCGGUGCGCUGCGGUGCAGUGCGCAGUUCGCUGCCUACGGCGCUGGACGCGCUUCUGUCCGACAGCUGGCGCAGACACUCGCGAGGGAGCUGAGCGAGAAGGGCGUGCAUGUAGUGCAUACCAUCGCCAACGGGGGUAUCGAGGACAAGGACGGCGAGGACCAGAAGAUUGGUAAGAAGAUGAGCGCUGAUGCUGUUGGAGAGACGUAUCUGUGGCUGCAUAACCAGAAGCCGUGCCUGUGGACCCACGAACUCGACAUGCGACCGGCUGCGGAGAAGUUCUAG
Molecule: messenger RNA, 762 nt
Organism: Ascochyta rabiei
Lineage: Eukaryota; Fungi; Ascomycota; Dothideomycetes; Pleosporales; Didymellaceae
Exons: 3
Coding region: 1-762 (253 amino acids)
Source: RefSeq, a predicted model, not a curated record